AAGCUGCAGAUGGAAGUAAGUGAGCUGCAGUCCAAAAAGAGCACAAGAUACCUUCAUCUGUUCCGAUAUGCCGAAUUCAAGCAGCUCCACAUCUUCCACGAAGAGCGUCCGGAGAGCUGCGUCUGAGCUCGAGCGCUCCGAUUCCAUCACGUCUCAGAAGUUUGUGGGAAGGCGGCAGAGUUUGAUCGAGGAUGCGCGCAAGGAGCGCGAGGCGGCGGCCGCGGCGGCGGAGGCUGCGGGACUCAGCGAGCAGAUCGUGUUUGAGGAGAGCGGUGGAAAAGCCUUGCUCAGUCUCUUCUUCUCUCUGAGGAGUUCAAAGAGUCCGGCGCUGUCCCGCACUCUGAAGGUUUUUGAGACAUUUGAAGCCAAGAUCCAUCAUCUUGAGACCAGACCGAGCCGAAAACCGAAGGACGGUCUGGAGGAUCUGGAGUAUUACGUUCAGUGUGAGGUGCACCUGUCAGACGUGAGCACACUGGUCAGCUCUCUCAAGAGGAGCGCAGAGGACGUCAAAACCACUAAAGAGGUCAAAUUUCACUGGUUUCCAAGAAAAAUCGCUGAACUGAAUAAAUGCCAUCAUCUCAUCACCAAAUUUGAUCCGGAUCUGGAUCAGGAUCAUCCAGGAUUCACUGACCCCGUUUACAGAAAACGGCGGAAGAUGAUUGGAGACAUUGCCUUCAAAUACAAACACGGAGAACCGAUUCCCAGAGUGGAGUACACGGAAGAGGAAAUCGAAACAUGGCGUGAGGUCUACUCCACCCUCAGGGAUCUGUACACCACCCACGCCUGCAGUGAACAUCUAGAGGCUUUCUGCUUACUGGAGAAACACUGCGGCUACAGUCCUGAUAACAUCCCUCAGCUGGAGGAUGUGUCCCGCUUCUUAAAAGAGCAGACAGGGUUUCAGCUGCGUCCGGUGGCAGGUCUACUCUCUGCUCGGGAUUUUCUGGCCAGCCUGGCGUUCCGUGUGUUCCAGUGCACACAAUACAUACGGCACGCUUCCUCCCCCAUGCACUCGCCUGAACCGGAUUGUGUCCAUGAGCUUCUCGGACAUGUACCUAUAUUAGCUGACAGAACAUUUGCACAGUUUUCUCAGAGUAUUGGUCUGGCCUCUCUUGGAGCUUCUGAUGAAGAUAUUGAGAAACUGUCAACACUGUACUGGUUCACAGUGGAGUUUGGACUGUGUAAGCAGGCAGGGACGGUCAAAGCAUAUGGAGCAGGACUGCUCUCGUCUUAUGGCGAGCUGGUGCAUUCUCUCUCAGAUGAGCCAGAGCGACGGGAAUUUGACCCGGACACUGUAGCUGUUCAGCCGUACCAGGAUCAGAGUUACCAGCCCGUCUAUUUCGUGUCUGAAAGCUUCUCAGAUGCUACAGAGAAACUGAGAACAUAUGUGACCCGCAUCAAGAGACCAUUUUCUGUGCGGUUUCACCCGUACACAGACAGCAUAGAAGUGCUGGAUAACCCUCUGAAGAUCCAGCAGGGGCUGGAGACCAUUAAAGAUGAACUGAAGAUUCUCACUGAUGCCCUGAAUGUGCUGGCUUGAUUCUGUGGCGAGGAGCCAAUCAGUUGUCCUGCUUCUCUCUGCUUCAUGUGUGACAGUCUCAUCGUUAUGCUGUGCGUUCAUGUCUACAUCUGCUGCUACAGACAUUGUUGCUUUUAAAACGCUGAGAACCAACCUCAAAACCUCACGUCGGUAGUUGAUUCCAGAAACCUUAAAGGGAUAAUUCACCCAAAAAUGAAUAUUCUCUCAUUAUUUAUUUACCCCCACAUGUUGCUUCAAAGCUGUAUGACUUUCUGUGGAACAUGAAAGAAGAUAUUUUGAAGAAUUCUGGUAACUAAAGAAUUCUGGUUCCUGUUGACUUCCAUUGUUUUUUUUGUCUUUUUUCGUCCAUAUAAUGGAAGUCAAUGGUAACCAAGACUGCUUGGUUACCAACAUUCUUUAGAAUAUGUUCUUUCAAGUUCCCAUCGACUUGCAUUGUAUAGACAAAAAAACAUCAUGAAAGUCAAUGAGAGCCGAAACUGUUUAAUUACCAACAUUCCUCAAAAUAUGUUCUUGGUAGAUAUAUUAUAUGUUGGUAACCAAACAGUUCUUGUUGACCCAUUGGCAUUGUACAGACAAAAAAACAUAAAGUCAAUGGAAGCUAAAACUGUUUAGUUGCCAACAUUCUUCAAAAUAUUUUCUUGGUAGAUAUUUUAAAUGUUGGUAACCAAACAAUUCUGGUUCACAUGUAUUGACUUACAUUAUAUGGACAAAAAUAUAAUUGAAGUCAAUGGAAACCGAACGGUUUAGUUACCAACAUUCUUCAAAAUAUCUACCUUAAAUGUUGGUAACCAAACAUAUGGAUAAAUAAAUAAAUAAAUAAAUAAAUACAAUGGAAGUCAAUGGGAACCAAAAUUGUUUAGUUGCCAGCAUUCUUCAAACUGUCUUUUGGGCAGAUUUUUUUAUUUAAAUUUUUUUUUUUUUUAAAUAUAAGUUACCAAAUGCCUUUGGUUGGACAAAAAAUUAUAUAUAUAUUUAAUUGACCUCCAUUUAAUUAUAUGUAUAUAUAUAUAUAUAUACAUAUAAUUAAAUGGAGGUCAAUGGAAACUGAAACUUUUUGGUUACCAAAGUUCUUUACAAUAUCUUCUUUCAUUUUCAUUUUUACAUGAACUAUCGCUUGGCUGGAUUAAUGGUCACUCUGUGAAUAAACAGAAUUAUGUGUCAAUAUGACAUAUUAUUAUUCUUAUUAGAUAGAUCUUACCCAGUGUAAAUCAAGUUAUUAAAGCUACUGAAGCCAAAAGUUAUUUAUGGAAUACCACUAGAUGAAUACCACUACACUAAAAUAAAUAAAAAAAUGUACAGUAUAUAAUCAAAUAUGUAUUAUCAAUAAAAAUUCCGAAUGUAUUAAUAUUCCAAAUAUAUUCUUAAAAUAGUCCAUUAAUUCACAGAGCUGAUGUUUUAUGUUACAGAUGGUAAAAAUACUUUAAUACUGAAUACACUGAGUCCUUCAUGAAAUAACACAGGCCUACAGACCAUUGCCUGUUCAUAUUUAUCUAUCUCCAGAAAAUUAAAUAUGAAUGUUAGUCUAUCUCUGCAAACAAUGGCUCAAAAAUGGAAAUGGCAUUUUUAUUAUUUAAGCGUAAAUAAGAAGAAAGAAAACUGUGUGCAAAGUGGCUAUGAUGUGCUAAUAUAAAGAAAUAUGUUUGAAAAUAUCCCAAACUAUACUUGUGGUGGACUUUCUGAUGUUAUGUUCAGUCGCCCCUUCCUUUAACAGAAAAAGCAAGUCUGAGAAUGUUGCUUUCAGAAAACUAGAUAGCUAUUCCAAAUGAACUCAUCUGACUGAAACUACAAACGGUUUAUUUAAAAAAAAACAGUCACCACCAGAUGGUAGUCUAAGCAUGUAUGUAGGUGAGGCGUUCAGCACCAGCACUUUUUGGGUGAGCGGACAGGACAGUAUAAUGACUAGGGCUUUUGUGAGGGUCAUGUCAUGAGGUUAGGAAUGGGAUAAGGAUUCAGAUUUUGGAUCUAG
Messenger RNA from Cyprinus carpio (common carp), 3503 nucleotides. Its product is annotated as tyrosine 3-monooxygenase-like. The record is from RefSeq and is a predicted model, not a curated record. Gene Ontology annotation, molecular function: tyrosine 3-monooxygenase activity; iron ion binding. NCBI's taxonomy places the organism in Eukaryota, Metazoa, Chordata, Actinopteri, Cypriniformes, Cyprinidae. Gene Ontology annotation, biological process: dopamine biosynthetic process from tyrosine. Gene Ontology annotation, cellular component: perikaryon; cytoplasm; axon.